AUGCCGUCGGGCCGGCUCUCGGCAUCCGGCAACCCCGAAGUGCGGGACCCCCUUUGGGGAGGGGGCCAUCGAAGCGGCCCGAGCACCGCUGCAGGACCCAGGGGGAAACAGGUCCAGCAGGUGCUCCCCGCCAUUACCACAAUCGACCCUCUGCCUGAGGCACGUGGAAGCGAUGCUACCCAGCAUGGUCCAAGCGAGUACUACGAGGAGUACUGCGAAUUGAACCUCUUGCUUGCGGAGCUACCUGGCGACUGGCGAAGCCGACUGUCCCUUUGCAAGACUAUCCUCGGGCCGACUGGCGACGCCGAGCUGAAUGUGGACGAUCUGGACACCUUCUUCGCUAUCGAGGCCCAGGCCAUGCUGAAAGCGAGGGCUCUUCUCGGGAUUGACGCCGACGACUCCGCCAGCGUGGCCAAGGAGCAGGACCCAGAGGAGCAGAUCACCCUGCUCAACACGAAGGCCUUUCUCGGGAUUGACGAUUCCCCCCAGCGAGGCCGAGGAGCAGGACCCUGA
Messenger RNA from Prorocentrum cordatum, 513 nucleotides. The record is from the annotation of a GenBank genome assembly. Lineage: Eukaryota; Dinophyceae; Prorocentrales; Prorocentraceae.